Mesorhabditis spiculigera is the source of this 930-nucleotide messenger RNA. The record is from the annotation of a GenBank genome assembly. Lineage: Eukaryota; Metazoa; Nematoda; Chromadorea; Rhabditida; Rhabditidae.
AUGACAAUCGGCUGGGCCCCCAUCCUGGCGCUUGUCUUGAUGCAGGUGACCGGCGAUGACGAACGGGAGGGCUCGAGCGAAAGCGAGAUGCAGGAGUCGGACGCCAAGAAGAAGGAGAAGAAGGCCGGCUGCUCAAAAGAGAAAAAGGAGGGAAAGCCCAAAGUCGAGAUCAAGCAGGACAUGAUGAGCAAGUACAACAACACACAUCAUCAGCCGAGCGUCUCCACUCAGAAGACCGCCCACCCUUUGCCACGCCCGCGUAUGCUGAUCAUGUUCCAUCGAACGCUGAAGCAAUACGCUGUCACGCUGGAGACAAUUCAUCAUCUGCUCCUCGUCAGGCCCUGGGCAUUCGGUUUCGUGAGCAGGCCGUACACGCUCACCUUUCUUCCGAUCCAGAACUGCUCGCUGACGAUGCACCGCGCCGCCAUGGUGCUCCUCCCGUUCACAAUCCCGGAACUGCCCCACUUCGUCUACACCAGCAUGCCGCCACAAGAACUCGGUGAAGAGACCUCGCCUCGAGAUGGCAACGACGAAUCGGGCGGCACGUCAUACACUCCAGUUCUCCUGCCACCAACAGGACGCCAGCCACAGGGACGGCAUCGCGCGGAGCCGGUGGCUCCGUCAUACUCCGAUCUGGGGCUCCCAGCUGAAGUGCCCGAAUGCUACGUCUGCGACUCGGAACCGGGCACCCUCGUACUGCUACAGCAGCGGAUCGGAGUGAAGUGUCUCAACGCGCGAAACUACUACCUCCAGAAGCCGCUCGAGAAGCGGGCCCACAAGAAGAAGUGCCCACACAAGGACUUUGACAGCUCCCAGCUGCCAACGGACCCGGAGCUGCCACGCACCACCUUGAGAGAGAGCGCUGCGACCGGGUGUGGCUUCUGCCGCGUGCUCGUCAUCCAACAGCUCCAAGUCUCCUUCGCCAUCUAC